Hemibagrus wyckioides is the source of this 1675-nucleotide messenger RNA. RefSeq names its product Jun dimerization protein 2a (gene jdp2a). Bases 190 to 786 code for a protein of 198 amino acids. Gene Ontology annotation, biological process: regulation of transcription by RNA polymerase II. Gene Ontology annotation, cellular component: nucleus. Gene Ontology annotation, molecular function: DNA-binding transcription factor activity, RNA polymerase II-specific; RNA polymerase II cis-regulatory region sequence-specific DNA binding. The record is from RefSeq and is a predicted model, not a curated record. Lineage: Eukaryota; Metazoa; Chordata; Actinopteri; Siluriformes; Bagridae. The transcript is spliced from 4 exons.
UUGUUUUCUGGUAUCUAAGGGGUGGAGUGAACAGGACUUCCCUCACUUCUCCCCUUCUCUCUGCCCCCUGCUUCUUUUUGGUGCAGGACAGUUUUUUUUCUGCAUCCCUGCUUACGUCUGGCUGCCGGAGCACAGAGAGUUCCGCAUUCCCGAGUCCUCCCAGUCAGGGAUCAGUGUAUAAACGUGCUGAUGCAACGCUUUCCCCUGUUCAAAAUCUACUCGAGACCCCCAGCUGACCUGAAGAAGGCACAUCACGGGAACGCGGGAUCUAAGUCAGCUGUGGUGAAGGGCGUGUAUGCCAUGAUGCCCGGACAGAUCCCUGACCCUUCGGUGACAGCAGGCUCUUUACCCAGCCUGGGCCCGCUGGCUGGGAUCUCUGCCACGACGCUCACAGACCAGCUCAAAUACGCCGACCUGUGCAGCCUAGGAGCCAUGCUGUCUCCUCUGCACCUUCUGGGCAAGCUGAGCAAGCACCAUCUUCCUAUUAAAGCUGAGAAAGAUGAGGAAGAGGAGAGGAGGAAGAGGAGGCGAGAAAAAAACAAAGUGGCAGCAGCACGAUGUCGAAACAAAAAAAAGGAGCGAACAGAGUAUCUACAAAGGGAGUCGGAGAGGCUGGAGAUGAUGAACUCUGAGCUCAAAGCGCAAAUCGAGGAGCUGAAGCACGAGCGCCAGCAGCUUAUCCUCAUGCUCAACCGUCACCGGCCGACGUGCAUCGUGAGGACAGACAGUGUGAAGACCCCCGAGAGCGAGGCUAACCCCCUCCUGGAGCAGCUUGAGGCCAAAUGAGGAAUAGUGCAAAGACUCUGAGUGGUGCUUUUCCACACUUACUGUUUACAGGUUAGCUUCCAUACAGCUAGCUAGAAGCACUUAGCUCUGAACUCUUGGACAUUUAAGGUUGAUGGAGUGAAGCACUCCAACCUGUGUGCUUGGAGUUUUUGAGCCUUUGUGGAACCCCUGUCUUACCCACGCAUACAUGUCCCAAUCAGAUUGGGUGACGUGCUGACAGAUACAACGUUUGUAGUACUUUUUAUUUCCCCUGUUUGUGGUCUUUCUUUGCCUAAUGGUUUUAUCUUUUUCCAACAAAGGCUAACAAGACAGUUUGUAACAGAUAGCAAAAAAAAACAACAAAAAACACAGACACACUCCUCCAUUCCUCAAGGUAUCAUGUAUGAUCUCUGUUUUGGCCAUAGAAAUGGAUGACUUGUGCUAUGUCCAUGAUACCAAAUCAUAAUCUGCCCUCAUGAAAUUGCUUUUCUUUCUUUCUUUCUUUCUUUCUUUCUUUCUUUCUUUCUUUCUUUCUUUCUUUCUUUCUUUCUUUCUUUCUUUCUUUCUUUCUUUCUCUCUUUUAAGACGCAGGCGUCAUGUAUGCACAUAUACAGUAUAUGGACUGUUUACAUCUUGUUCUUAUAGUUACCUACAAUUUAUAUAUAUAUAUUUUUUUCUGAUUUUUUAUACUUCAUGUACAUUACAUUAUAUGGACUGUUAUCACUAGAUGUGAUACAUUUUAUAUUACUACUAUAUAACAGAUAGUUAUAUAACCCCCCUUUUUUUUCUGUGACUUACUCAUUAUGUUUAAUGGCUGUGAAGAAAUGCAAACAAUAUACACAAUGUAUUUGGGAAGUAUAUUCUACAGUCCUUAAUUAUUAAAUCAGUUCCUCUUCAGCUAUUUGGUACC